Molecule: messenger RNA, 3291 nt
Organism: Musca domestica (house fly)
Lineage: Eukaryota; Metazoa; Arthropoda; Insecta; Diptera; Muscidae
Product: transcription factor grauzone
Exons: 2
Coding region: 125-1957 (610 amino acids)
Biological process (GO): regulation of DNA-templated transcription
Cellular component (GO): nucleus
Molecular function (GO): DNA-binding transcription factor activity, RNA polymerase II-specific; RNA polymerase II cis-regulatory region sequence-specific DNA binding; zinc ion binding
Source: RefSeq, a predicted model, not a curated record
CGAGGUAACAAUUCGCUCCAGGGCGACAUAUUUUAUUGUUUACAAACAAUUUGUAUAGUAUGUCUCCGAUUUGUUGUAAUGUUAUAAAUUGUAAUUGAAAUCAUAUAAAUAAUUUGGCAAUACAAUGACUACGAAGGUUUGUUGUUGCUUGUGCUUUUCACCGUGCUACAACUACAAACUAAUGCAGAAUGAUAAAGGAGAAAGUACGGAGGUGUACGACAUUACAGUCAAGUAUUUUGAUCCCAUAAUGGUUUGUAUGAUUCUAAGCGAGGAACAAAGUGGAAAAAUUGAAUCUUCAACAAAAGUUUUAUGUAGUAACUGCUGGACUCACAUAAACGAUUUCCAUGACUUUCAAUUGGAGGUACAUAAAACUCGGACAGAAAUGCUGAUGUUGGUGCAAGGACCUAGCAAGGAAUUUGUUAGUGAAGAUGAAUUCUCCGACAGGGGAGGUAUGGAAGGAAACGAGACUGAUUCUGAUAUCGACGAUAUCCCACUGACCAAGUUGUUUAACAAUGAAACUUUGCUGCACAAACCGAUCAAGAAACAGGCUGAAGAUGAAAAAGCUCUGCUUUUAAACACCGAUAAUGAUAGUAAGGAAGAAAAGGUAUCUAGUUUGGAAAAUAAUGGUAACAUAAACUUUGACAAAGUUGAAGUAAACAGUACUUUGGAAACUAAAGAGGAAAAAAACGCAAUUUUGUCCGAGUUUAAAGAGGAGGAUGCAAUGGAUAGCAAUUUCGAAUCAGAAGUCAAAUCUCCAGCAAUAAAUACACCGGAAAAUGAUAUUGAUAUUAGCGAAAUGGUUUGUGAUAGUGAAAAUACAAUUAAAAAGUCGAGAAGGGGAAGAAAAUCAAAAAAUGAGAUAAACAGUGAAACCGCAAAAGGAAAACCUUCGGUCCGAAAAUUAAAAAGCUCUAAAGAUAAAAACAAAAUGGAAAAAUCACAUAAAAAAGGAAAGGACCCUAAGCGAACGUCAUAUAUGGAUAAAUGUCGAGAGAAUGACGCAUUUAUAGCCCAGUGGAAACCGAACUUGGAUUGUGAUUUGUGUACGGCCACAGCAACUAAUUUCAAUACCCUGAGAGAGCACUUCCGUGAAGAGCAUCAAACUAGGUGUUACAUUAAGUGCUGUGAUCGAAAAUUUUACCGCCGUUGUGUUCUGAUGGAUCACAUACGCCUGCACAUAAAUCCAGAAACACACAAGUGCGAUAUUUGCGGCAGGUCCAGCACGACAAAACAUAAUUUAAAGUUACACAAACAGGUUAUGCACGGCAAUUUGAAUCAGUUCGAAUGCGAGGUGUGCCACAGGCUAUUUAAUCAGAAGCCAACAUUGGACCGACAUAUGUUAACGCAUGUUAAAGGAGAGAACAAGUUCUUCUGCAAAGAAUGUGGCAAAGGAUAUGUUUUGGAAUUACAACUCAAUUCUCAUAUCAAAACUGUUCACGGUGUCGAUUGUGUUUGUGAUCAAUGUGGCAGAACAUUUCAUGGAGUCAAUGCUCUCAAGAAACAUCUAUUGGAUCAUGCUGGAGUCCCAAAGCGUAAGUAUCCAUGUGACAUUUGUGGCGCUCAACUAAAUACCAACAAUAACCUAAGACGACACAAAGCCGCCUAUCACCACGAUGGCACUACGGCAUACAUCUGUAGCAUUUGUGGAAAGGUGUCAUCUAGUGAGAACGCAUUACGAGCCCACAAAAAACGUGUACACGAAGAGAACCGAAAACACAAGUGUACCUACUGCGAAAAAGCGUUCAAAAGGCCCAAAGACCUGCGAGAACACAUAGCAACGCACACCGGUGUCGACUUGUAUCAGUGUCCACAUUGCCCGCAAACAUUUAAAGUUAGUGCAAAUAUGCAUCAUCAUCGCAAGAGGGCACAUCCCAUCGAAUGGGAAGAAGCGAGAAAAAAUCGCUUACAAUUGCCUAAAGUGAAUAUUCUUGAGGUAACAAAUCAAAUAGUUAUGUAAGUUUUAGAACAUACUAUAGUUAGUAAUAGUAAGAUGAAGAAUGUAUUUCCGCAAUACGUAGAUAUUCUCCAGAAUAGUGGAGGCACAUUAAGGAAACAAAUUGUUUACUUAAUAAAUCUUGUUUGUGCUCAAAAGUUUGAUAACUACCCCACUAUUUGGCAAGUUUUUUGAGGCAAAAAUCAGUAUUUGCCUCAAAAAAAUUUCAUAUUGGAAGAUCUUAAUGUUUAUUAUAACCUACUUCACAUAUAACGGUACCUCCCGAUAUUCGUUAUUUUCAUGAUUUUAGUGACAUUAUUUACUGAAAUUACUUCAAAUUUCGCAUUUGAAGUUCGUAAUGGGUGCUACAGCGUUGACAAAAUUUUUUGUAUGUAGGUUCACGUUUUCGUAUAUCCCCCAUAUGACGGUAUCCUCGAUAUUCGGUACUUUUGAUGAUUUUAGCGACAUUAUUCACCGGAAUUGUUUCAAAUUUGGUAUUUGAUGUUCUUAAAGGGUACUACAGCCUAUGACAAAAAAUUUCGCAAGCAACUCCACGUCUUCGUAUAGUCUCCAUAUAACAGUUUUCAUUUUUUCGGGAAGUUUUUUGAAAAUGUUCAAGUUCCUUCCAAAUGGUGGAGGGUAUUAAAAGUUCUGCCCGGCCGAACAUAGCCGCUUUUUUACUAGUUUUUAAACAAAAUUCUUAUUGAUACAAAAUUGAAUCCAAAAUAGUAAGACUAUAGAUUAAUCCCGAAAAUGUACAAUUUGUUGUCCAUCAACGUCGAAAACAUUCAUUAAUUUUUGAAAUAAUUUAAAAUUAUUGUGUUUUUUAUUCAAAACCAUACACACACAUAUACAAAAUGUGUAUAUGUUUUGACAUAAUAAAAAAAUGUUGCUUUGUUCUACCUUCUGUAAAAAGUAUUUACUAUUAUUAUUAUAAGUUGUUUUACUGGAUUCAAAAUUUCACAAUUUUUAUGAAAGAAUAAAUGUUUAUGAAAAUAUCUUCGCACAUUAAUAUUUUAUUUUGUUAUAAUUCGCCCUCAUUAUGACUACAAUGAAAACACAUAAAACAAGUAGAUUGAACUAAAAUGUUCUAUUUGCGGAUUUAUUAAAAUAAAAUAAACAUUUAUUAAACACAUCGUUUGCUCAAAAGUAGCCCAGUAAAUUAUUACGUCGAGUCAAAUUUUUAAUUUGUUGUGAAAUAAAACGUUUUAAGAAGAUUCAUGUGUAUAGGGAAAAAAGUAAAUAAAAUGGCCGGUUCGAUUUGCGUAGUUCCUUAUAUAUAAAACUCUUAUAUCCAAAUUCUACUAUAAUUAUCUUUGUUUGAGCCACUUUUACAUAUUAAGAGCUUAAAAACCAAA